Molecule: messenger RNA, 3397 nt
Organism: Cavia porcellus (domestic guinea pig)
Lineage: Eukaryota; Metazoa; Chordata; Mammalia; Rodentia; Caviidae
Gene: Pnn
Product: pinin, desmosome associated protein
Exons: 9
Coding region: 92-2317 (741 amino acids)
Cellular component (GO): catalytic step 2 spliceosome
Source: RefSeq, a predicted model, not a curated record
UGAACCUCUCUGUCAGUCUUUUGGGCUCUCGCGGCGCGGUACAGCUCGGCAAGGCCUGUGGAGCCGUCUCGAAUCCUGCUGCAGGGGGAAGAUGGCGGUCGCGGUUAGAACUUUGCAGGAGCAGCUAGAAAAGGCCAAAGAGAGCCUAAAAAACGUGGAUGAGAAUAUUCGCAAGCUCACCGGGCGAGAUCCAAAUGACGUGAGACCCAUCCAAGCCAGGUUGCUGGCCCUUUCUGGUCCUGGUGGAGGUAGAGGACGUGGUAGUUUACUGCUGAGGCGUGGAUUCUCAGAUAGUGGAGGAGGACCCCCAGCCAAACAGAGAGACCUUGAAGGGGCAGUCAGUAGGCUGGGUGGAGAGCGUCGGACAAGAAGAGAAUCACGCCAAGAAAGCGACCCAGAGGAUGAUGAUGUUAAAAAGCCAGCAUUGCAGUCUUCGGUUGUAGCUACCUCCAAAGAGCGUACACGCAGAGACCUUAUCCAGGAUCAAAAUAUGGAUGAAAAGGGGAAGCAAAGGAACCGGCGAAUAUUUGGCUUGUUGAUGGGUACUCUUCAGAAAUUUAAACAAGAAUCCACUGUUGCUACUGAAAGGCAAAAGAGGCGCCAAGAAAUUGAACAAAAACUUGAAGUUCAAGCAGAAGAAGAGAGAAAGCAGGUUGAAAAUGAGAGGAGAGAGCUAUUUGAAGAGAGGCGUGCUAAACAGACAGAGCUGCGGCUUUUGGAGCAGAAAGUUGAGCUUGCGCAACUGCAAGAAGAAUGGAAUGAGCAUAAUGCCAAGAUAAUUAAAUAUAUAAGAACUAAGACAAAGCCCCAUUUGUUUUAUAUUCCUGGAAGAAUGUGUCCAGCUACCCAAAAAUUAAUAGAAGAAUCACAGAGAAAAAUGAAUGCUUUAUUUGAAGGUAGACGCAUCGAAUUUGCAGAACAAAUAAAUAAAAUGGAGGCUAGGCCUAGAAGACAAUCAAUGAAGGAAAAAGAGCAUCAGGUGGUGCGUAAUGAAGAACCCAAGGCGGAACAAGAAGAGGGUAAGGUGGCUCAGCGAGAGGAAGAGUUGGAGGAGACAGGUAAUCAGCACAAUGAUGUAGAAAUAGAGGAAGCAGGAGAGGAAGAGGAAAAAGAAGUAGGUAUAGUUCAUAGUGAUGCAGAAAAAGAACAGGAAGAGGAGGAACAGAAACAGGAAAUGGAGGUUAAGAUGGAGGAGGAAACUGAGGUAAGAGAGAGUGAGAAGCAGCAGGAUAGUCAGGCUGAAGAGGUUAUAGAUGUGCUAGAGAUGGUUGAGAAUGUCAAAAGUGUAGUUGCUGAGCAGGAGGUAAUGGAAACUAACCAAGUUGAAAGUAUGGAGCCUUCAGAAAAUGAAACUAGCAAAGAAUUGGAGCCAGAGAUGGAAUUUGAAGUUGAGCCAGAUAAAGAAUGUAAAUCUCUUUCUCCUGGAAAAGAAAAUAUUAGUGCUGUAGAAAUGGAAAAGGAAUCUGAGGAAAAAGAAGGAAAAGAAUCUGAGCCUCAACUUGAGCCUGUGGUUCAGCCUCAGCCCCUGCCUCAGCCCCAGUCCCAGCUUCAGCCCCAGCCUCCAACCCAGCCCACAACCCAGUCCCAGCCCCAGCCCCAGCCCCAGUCCCAGCCCCAGCCCCAGCCGCAGUCCCAGCCAGUACUCCAGCCCCAGCCUGUUUCUCAGCCUGAAACUUUGCCAUUAGCUGUCUUACAGCCAUCACCUCAGGUUAUUCAGGAUCAAGGAAACUUAUUACCUGAGCGGAAGGAAUUUGCUGUAGAAUCUGUGAAGCCCACUGAGGUGCCAGUAGAGCCAGUCUUGACGAUACUUGCAGAAAGUAAAAGCAAAACCAAAACUAGGAGCAGGAGUAGAGGUCGUGCCAGAAAUAAAACAAGCAAGAGCAGAAGUCGAAGCAGUAGCAGUAGUAGUUCGAGUAGCAGCUCAACUAGUAGCAGCAGUGGAAGCAGUUCCAGCAGUGGCAGCAGUAGUAGUCGUAGCAGCUCCAGCAGCAGCUCCAGCACAAGCGGUAGCAGCAGCAGAGACAGUAGCAGCAGUACUACUAGUAGUAGUGAAAGUAGGAGUCGAAGUAGAGGCCGGGGACAUAACAGAGAUAGAAAGCACAGAAGGAGCGUGGAUCGGAAGCGGAGGGAUACUUCAGGACUAGAAAGAAGUCACAAAUCUUCAAAAGGUGGUAGUAGUAGAGAUGCAAAAGGAUCAAAGGAUAAGAGUUCCCGGUCCGACAGAAAGAGGUCUAUAUCAGAGAGUAGUCGAACAGGCAAAAGAUCUUCAAGAAGUGAAAGAGACCGAAAAUCAGACAGGAAAGACAAAAGGCGUUAAUGGAAGAAGCCAGGCUUUCUUAGCCUAUUUGCAGCAGAAGAUUUCUUGAUGAGUAAAAGGAUUACCUUUCCUUGUAAGGAGGAUGCUGCCUUAAGAAAUGCAUGUUGUAAAAAGUCUUUUUGGAAAAUACAGACUGUUUGUUUACCAGACAUUCUUGUACUUUUUGCAUAAUUUUGUAAGAGUUAUUUAUCAAAAUUAUGUGAGGUUCCAAAAUAUGUAAAAAUAAUAAUAAUAAAAAAGAUUAACAUCCCUUGUCAUCUUUUUUAAGUAUCAUACACUCUUCAGUAAGAAUCUGUAUAUUUUAAUAGGUAAAUCUUUUAAGUCUGUUCCCUUGUACCGUAAUUCUGUAUCAUAUAUUGCUUUUGUAGAAAUAAAUGUGCAUUUCUUUCAUUAUUUUUGGGAUGUUCUUGUUGACAAUAGUAUAAUAAAUAAUCUCGAUAUCAUUUUCAGCUUUUAUCAUUAGAUGCUAAACAUAAUUAGAAUGUUAUUAAGGUUUCCUCACUUUUAUUUGCCUUAGACAAUUACAAUUUUGAGUUGUCAGAAUCAGGUUUCUGCGUCUGUGAGGGAAUUGUUUUUUAAAAAUCACUAUUUCCUAAUUUCCCUUGUUUUAAUCUAAGCAUUUUCUUGUUUUCUUAAACCAUAUGGUUGGUAGAUAAAAGAAUAUGAUUUGGUUGUCAUUUUCUUCCUAACUAUGGGAACAUCAUUCUUUUGUCUUCAUGGUUACUUGUGUGAUAACAGCAUAUAUAAACUGUUAAAAUAAUCACUUCUUUCUAGGGAAAGGAGUUAGAAGUACAGUAUCUCCUAAACUUUUGGUUUUUGGGUUUGUGGUCUUGUCUUAACCUUUGUGUUGGCUCUAACUGAAACAUGCCAAUCUGUGGUUUCAAGAAUUUUUCUGUUUAAGGAAGUAUUGUAUGGAAGUUUACAAAAUGAAGGAAGUUCAUCUAUACUUGAAUAUGUAAGCAAGAUAGCACACAAGUGUACCAAGUGAUUAUUAACUUUGGUGUUUUAUGAAUUUGUAUGAACCUGGAGUGUCUGUUGCCCAUUACUAUAUAUGUGCAAAUAAAUGUGGCUUAGACUUUC